AGAAAUAGUAAUAUGUUUUCUCAUUGCAUUCUAACUCAGGUAGCUAAGGCAGGUGACAAUUUCAACUGGCGCCAGACCACCUGCCCUGGUAUGUGUACACAGGUGAUAGGUGCGACCUCAGGUCUCCCCAGGGGGAUUGUCGCGAAGGGAAGGCAUGUGUCGACCUCAUUAAGGCUGUGGUUGACCGUUGACCCAUCCCCAAAACCCCGCCUCUAAUGCAUCUAGAGGGUGUAUUCAUUCACAGAUCACAGUACCAGCAGGACUGAGCAAGUCAGUCUAUUCUCGUCUUCCACAGUCGGAUGUUGUGAGAAUCUGCCAGCCUGAUCGACAUUACUUUUUUUAAGUGCUUUACUCAGUGACAAUGAGUAAGUGGCCUAAGUACGGCAAGAAAUAUAGCAAACAUUGGGAGAAAGAAGACGGACUAAAAGAAUGGAUUUUGAGUGUUCCGGGUGACGAUUACCAUGCAGCUUGCAAAUUUUGCAAAAGUACAAUAAGAGCCCAUCACACUGACCUGAUCAAUCAUAGUAAGACAGAAAAACAUAAGAAAAAUGCCAUGCCUUUCUCAAACAUGAGGACCUUAUUCAAUUCUGAAAUUCCCAAAAUAUAUGUACAUAUUGGGCUCUUUUUGGCUGGUUUUUGGGUGGGACUAGGCGGGAGCGCAGUCUGCGACCUGGCAACCCUGCGCUCACCCACAGCAGUCUGCAACAAAGCGCGGAACUCGCAGUAUAUGUUGAAGGAUCGGUGAUCUUGCCGAAAACGUCGAGAAAUUGCAUGACAGAUCAGCACUCCAUAGACCAGACCAGAACCCAGACCACUGCCCUACUUACCACCAACUGUCUGGCCUCCCCAGGGACAGACAUUGGUGCUGCAGUGGAGGCUGUGAGGUUGGUUGGUAAGCAUGAGUGAUCAACAGCAGCAGCAAUCUGCAUCAGAUUGGGGGAGUCACAGGCUUGUUGGCAAAAACCACCAGGAGGCAGGAAGUUCCAGCCACAGAAGAGAGAAAAGAGAGAAAUUUGAGUGCCAAUUGUGUGAUAAAACUUUUAAAGGAAGAAGUGGGCUUAAUUACCACACACUGGCACACAGCAGUGCUAAGAAUUAUGAAUGUAUGGAAUGUGAAAAAAAAUUUACUUCCAAAUCUUCCCUCAACAUACACACUCGAACACACAGUGGUGUUAUGAAUUAUGAGUGUGUAGAAUGUGGAAAGAAAUUUACUUGCAAGUCUUCUCUCAAGACACACAGUCUGGUACACAGUGGUGUUAGAAAUUAUGAAUGUUUGGAAUGUGGGAAGAAAUUUACCCAAAAGGGUAGUCUCAGGACACACAGCCUGAUACACAGUGGUGUUACAAAUUAUGAAUGUUUAGAAUGCAGAAGGAAAUUUACCCAAAAGGGUAACCUUGCUAAACAUAUCCUGACUCACAGUGGUAUUAAAAACUAUGAAUGUCUUGAAUGUGGCAAGAAAUUUACUCAAAAGGGUAACCUCACCACACACACCCUGAUCCACAGUAGUGAUAGAAGAAAUUAUGAGUGUUUUGAGUGUGGUAAGAAAUUUACUGCCAAAUCUUCCCUCGCUAGACACACCCUGAUACACAAUGGUGUUAAAAAUCAUGAAUGUCUUGAAUGUGGGAAGAAAUUUCUAAGAAAGUCUUGCCUUGAUACACACACCCUGACACACAAUGGUGUUAAGAAGUAUGAAUGUCUUGAAUGUGGAAAGAAAUUUAGCAUAAAGGGGAAUUUCAACAAACACAUCCUGAUACACAGUGGUGUUAGAAAUUAUGAGUGUGAAGAGUGUGGUAAAAAAUUUUCAACCAUUACUGUUCUUAAUAAACAUGCCUUCAGACACACUGGCUUGAGGGAUUUCAAGUGUGAUAUUUGUAAUAAGUGUUUCAAGACAAAGCCCGAGAUUGCUGUGCACAUGAGGAUCCACUUUUGAAGUGUUGUACCUUUACUUGUGUAACUGUGUGGUGGUACAUGUACCUA
Molecule: messenger RNA, 1977 nt
Organism: Portunus trituberculatus (swimming crab)
Lineage: Eukaryota; Metazoa; Arthropoda; Malacostraca; Decapoda; Portunidae
Product: gastrula zinc finger protein XlCGF52.1-like
Exons: 2
Coding region: 899-1930 (343 amino acids)
Biological process (GO): regulation of transcription by RNA polymerase II
Cellular component (GO): nucleus
Molecular function (GO): DNA-binding transcription factor activity, RNA polymerase II-specific; RNA polymerase II cis-regulatory region sequence-specific DNA binding
Source: RefSeq, a predicted model, not a curated record